Messenger RNA from Apus apus (common swift), 6003 nucleotides. It is a transcript of the gene EIF5B, whose product is annotated as eukaryotic translation initiation factor 5B. The record is from RefSeq and is a predicted model, not a curated record. NCBI's taxonomy places the organism in Eukaryota, Metazoa, Chordata, Aves, Apodiformes, Apodidae. The coding region runs from base 673 to 4317 and encodes 1214 amino acids. Gene Ontology annotation, molecular function: GTP binding; translation initiation factor activity; GTPase activity. The transcript has 24 exons.
CGGUGCAGGUGGCGAGGCUGCCGGGGUGACUGUGGCAGGGGUGACAGCAGCAGCGAGCGUGCAGCUCACACCGCGUCUGAACUGCUGCGCUGCCUCAGCCCGCUGUUUGUCCUGCUCCGUCCUGCUUUUGCUCUUGAGAAACGUGGCCAGGAGGAGACGGGCUUGCCCCCGAGAGCCCCCCCGGCACCGCACGCAGCGCUUGCUGCCUCGCUUCCGCGCCUGCUUCCCGUGAGGUCCAGCCGCCUGCCCCGCCGCAGCCGUGCCCACGCAGCCUCUCCCGUGAGGGAACGGCGGCGCCGCGAAGGCUUCUCGGAGGGGAGAGAGAGGAAAAGCUUUGUACGCAGAGGCCACCCGGGCUGGAGGGCCGAACUGCCGCCAACAAGCCACCCGUCGAGCAGCCGGUCCCGGGGCCCCGCCCGAGGGGAGGCCGCCCCUGCCCGCCCCGCCCCAGCGGCACCGCCCGCAGCUCCCUCCUCCGGCCGGCAGGCGGCGCCAGCGCGCACCCGGAGAGCGCUCCCGUCGGGCGCCGCCGCUCGCCGCGUGCCGGGGCGGGGCGGGGCGGGCGCGUGCGCGGCGCGGCGGGGCGGGCGGCGGCGGAGCCCACAUGCGCGGGGCUGCGCGCGCGCGGGCGGGCGGGCAGCGCUGGGCCGGGGCGCGGGGGCCGCCGCCGCCAUGGGCAAGAGGCAGAAGAACAAGAGCGACGACAGUGCAAAAGAUGAUAUUGAUAUUGAUGCCCUUGCUGCUGAGAUAGAAGGUGCAGGAGCUGCAAAGGAGCAAGAGCCUCAGAAAUCCAAAGGCAAAAAGAAAAAAGAGAAGAAGAAACAGGACUUUGAUGAAGAUGAUAUCCUGAAGGAACUGGAAGAACUGUCAAUAGAGGCACAAGGAGGGAAAGUUGACAGAGAACCUUCUACAGGAAAGGUUGAAAAUGACAAUGAAGAAAGCUUAUCAAAACAAGAUAAAAAAAGGAAAGGAAAGAAUAAAAAAGCCAAUCUGGAAAAUGACUAUGACAGUGAGGAAGUGGAAGAUAAAGACAAAAAAUCUAAAAAACCUCAGAAGACAAAACAAGACAUGCUUUCUGGCAGUGAUGAUGAUGAUAAUGAGACACAGCUUAAGAAAAGCAAAGGGAAAACUCAGAAGUCAAACAAAAAGCAUGAUCUGUCAGAAGAAGAUGAAACUAGUGUUAAGAAAAGCAAAGAGCGUGCGGGGACACUGUCGACCGGUGAGAGUGGCGAUGAAUCAGAUGAUGUCUCCCAGUCUAGAAAAGGACAAAAGAAAAACCAAAAAACAAAGGCUGCUCCUGCUGCUGAAAGUGGGGACGAUGAAGAGGAACCUUCAUUCAAAGUAAAAACUGUGGCUCAGAAGAAAGCAGAAAAAAAGGAACGUGAAAGGAAAAAACGUGAGGAAGAAAAAGCCAAACUUAGGAAGCAGAAAGAGAAGGAAGAAUUGGAAGGUGGUAAAGAACCAGCAAAGCCAAAGGAAGCUCAGAAAAAAUCUGAAGAGAAGGCUUCUCCUGAAGUCAUGGCAACCCCUGGGGAUAAAGAGACUCCUGCAGGAACAGAGGCUGAUGACAAUGAGGGGGACAAAAAGAAAAAAGACAAGAAAAAGAAGAAAGGUGAGAAGGAAGAAAAAGAGAAAGAGAAGAAGAAGGGUCCCAGUAAAGCUACUGUUAAAGCUAUGCAAGAAGCCCUGGCUAAAAUGAAAGAGGAGGAGGAAAGGGCAAAAAGAGAGGAGGAAGAACGCAUAAGACGACUGGAGGAACUAGAGGCGAAGCGCAAGGAGGAGGAGCGAUUAGAGCAAGAGAGGAAAGAAAGAAAGAAACAGAAGGAAAAAGAGAGGAAGGAGCGUUUGAAGAAGGAGGGAAAGCUUUUAACAAAAUCUCAACGAGAAGCUAGAGCCAGAGCGGAGGCUACUCUUAAACUACUCCAAGCUCAGGGUGUUGAAGUGCCAUCCAAAGACUCUGUGCCAAAGAAAAGGCCAAUAUAUGAAGACAAAAAGAAAAAGAAGCCACAGCAGCUGGAAAAUAAAGAAGAAAGCGUGGAGGUAACUUCUCUGGCUGAAGAUGCUGUAGAACUGGAAACACCAGUAAAAGAAGAGACUCCUCUUCCAGUAGAGCCAGAAGAAAAGGAGGAAGAGGAGGAAACAGAAGAUGCAGGUUUGGAUGACUGGGAAGCUAUGGUUAGUGAUGAAGAUGAACAGAAAGAAAGCAAACCUGUACACAUCGAAGUCAAAGAGCAAAAUGAAGUGGAUGAGGAGGAGGAGGAAGAAGAAGAUGAAGAGGAAGAAGAAGAAGAGAGUGAAGAAUCUGAAGACAGUGAAGGGAGUGAUGAUGAGGAUGAAAAAACUUCAGAUGAGAGGGAAGCAGACUCCCAAGCUAUUGGAAAACAAUCUAUGGAAAAAAAGCCCAGCAAAGAAAUUAGCUCUGAUUCUGAGUACGACUCGGAUGACGACCGCACUAAGGAGGAGCGCGCUUAUGACAAAGCCAAACGGAGAAUUGAGAAGAGACGAGCUGAAAACAGCAAAAAUAUGAACACUGAGAAGCUUCGAGCACCAGUUAUCUGUGUCCUGGGACACGUAGAUACAGGCAAGACCAAAAUUUUAGAUAAGCUCCGACACACGCAUGUCCAGGACAGUGAGGCUGGCGGAAUCACGCAGCAGAUCGGUGCCACCAAUGUUCCCCUUGAAGCUAUUAAUGAGCAAACGAAGAUGGUGAAAAAUUUUGACAGAGAGAACAUAAAAAUUCCAGGCAUGCUGAUAAUCGACACUCCAGGACAUGAGUCUUUCAGUAAUCUAAGAAAUAGAGGAAGCUCACUUUGUGAUAUUGCUAUACUCGUUGUUGACAUCAUGCAUGGUUUGGAGCCACAGACAAUUGAAUCAAUAAACCUGUUGAAAUCUAAGAAAUGCCCUUUUAUAGUAGCUCUCAACAAGAUUGAUAGGUUAUACGACUGGAAAAAAAGUCCAGAUACAGAUGUAGCUGUCACCCUAAAGAAGCAGAAAAAGAAUACAAAAGAUGAAUUUGAAGAACGUGCAAAAGCUAUCAUUGUGGAAUUUGCAAAGCAGGGCUUGAACGCUGCCUUGUUUUAUGAGAAUAAGGAUCCCCGCACUUUUGUUUCUCUUGUACCAACCUCUGCUCACACAGGGGAUGGUAUGGGAAGUCUGAUAGCUCUUCUCGUUGAGCUAACACAAACUAUGCUGACCAAGAGACUGGCUGAAUGUCAGGAGCUGAGAGCUCAAGUCAUGGAGGUUAAAGCACUGCCAGGCAUGGGCACUACCAUAGAUGUUAUUUUGAUUAAUGGACGUCUGAAAGAAGGAGACACCAUUAUUGUUCCUGGGGUAGAAGGUCCUAUAGUAACUCAGAUUAGAGGUCUUUUGCUACCUCCUCCUAUGAAGGAGCUACGAGUUAAGAACCAGUAUGAGAAGCAUAAAGAAGUUGUUGCUGCUCAAGGUGUGAAGAUUCUUGGGAAAGAUUUGGAAAAAACAUUGGCUGGUUUGCCAUUGCUUGUAGCUUAUAAAGAGGAUGAAGUCCCAGUCCUCAAGGAUGAACUAAUACACGAACUGAAGCAAACACUGAAUGCAAUCAAAUUAGAAGAGAAAGGUGUUUAUGUCCAGGCUUCUACUUUAGGCUCUUUAGAAGCAUUACUUGAAUUUCUUAAAACAUCAGAAGUGCCAUAUUCAGGAAUUAAUAUAGGUCCUGUCCAUAAAAAAGAUGUUAUGAAGGCAUCGGUUAUGUUGGAGCAUGACCCACAAUACGCAGUCAUUCUAGCAUUUGAUGUGAGGAUUGAACGCGAUGCUCAGGAAAUGGCUGAUAGUUUAGGAGUUAGAAUUUUUAGUGCUGAAAUAAUUUAUCACUUAUUUGAUGCCUUCACAAAAUAUAGACAAGACUACAAAAAACAGAAACAAGAGGAAUUCAAGCAUAUAGCAGUGUUUCCUUGCAAGAUGAAAAUACUCCCUCAGUUCAUUUUCAACUCUCGCGACCCAAUAGUGAUGGGUGUGGUUGUGGAGGCCGGCCAGGUGAAGCAGGGGACUCCCAUGUGCGUACCUAGCAAAAAUUUUGUUGAAAUUGGAAUAGUUACAAGUAUUGAAAUAAACCAUAAACCAGUGGAGGUUGCAAAAAAAGGCCAAGAAGUAUGUGUUAAAAUAGAACCUAUUCCUGGUGAAUCACCUAAAAUGUACGGACGACACUUUGAAGCAACAGAUAUCCUCGUCAGUAAGAUCAGUCGUCAGUCCAUCGAUGCUCUGAAGGACUGGUUCAGGGAUGAGAUGCAGAAGUCUGACUGGCAGCUUAUAGUAGAGCUGAAGAAAGUGUUUGAAAUCAUCUAGACAACUUUUUACAGCAAUGGGGAGGCAGGAAUAAACACACUAUUGCUGUUAUAAAAGUUACCAACAAAGUCAUAUAUUGAAGACAGUGUUGGAUAUAUGUUUGGGAGGGAAAUAUGUGGAUAAAAUGUUUUCCAUGAGAAACCAAGAGAUUUACACUGGUUUGACAGUGGUCAAUUUACAUGUUCCCAUGGUUCCAAUGUGCCUGUUCACCUCUCCUACUGCCCUUCCUAAUACUGGCUGCUGUUUUAAAGUUUGCCCUUCCUUCUCUUACACCUUCCUUGCACCCUUUUUCUCUCCCUCUCUCCAAAAUAAAAGAAAAUAAAUUGAAUUUUUAUUACAGAACUAAAGCUCUUUCACUUUUAUACUGAUGAGAUCAGUACUGCAGUAUUUGAUUAACCAAGCUUCUGCAGACUUUGUGAUUCUUGGGACAUUUUUGAUGUAAGAAGUACUUCUUUAUUUAUGCAUACCUCUUCCCAUCACUCUUUUCCAACAUUCUUCUGCUUUGUGCCUAUAGAAAUUUUUUUAAAUAGAAAAUUAGGCAAUUGGAUAUUUCUGUAUUUGCUUUGUGUGAAACAAUGAUGUAAAGCAUAGUUGGCCGCCUUCUACUGCUUGUACAGUUCAUGAACGUCGACCUGUAAUCAUUAUAUCGCAGAGCCGCAAAUAAAGGAGAUGGACACAGUAGCCCAUUUGUUUUACAGUUUGCUUCAAUUACCAAAGCCUCACUCCAUGGGCUGUUACAGAUGUGGAAAUGCCAGGCAGAGGCUUUCCUCUCUGGGCUUGGCCAAAUACUGGAGGCAUGUUCCAGCAAAGGUGUUUCUUCCUCUGGCUUCGCUUCCACGUGUGCACUGUGUGUGGUGGUGGGCUCGGUGGCUCUGUCUCAAUUCCAUGUUCCUGGAGCGCUGGAGUUGCAGGUGAGGGGUUUAGCAAGUCACGGUUUCCAGAGGGGCUCUGCUGGGAGGACUUGAGAGGUGGCAUCUCUUCUCCAGCUGCUGCUCAGCCCAGUGGUAAGCACCUGCAAAAUGGUUGGACAUCAGAGCUAUUGAGUCAUCUGACACUGUAGGACUGGACCGUUGGGUUGUUGUUUUGAUGACCAGGAAUCUGUCUGCAAUCCCAGACUUGUCCUGCCCUUCCUUCCCCUGUGGUUCCUUGCUUAGGAUGACAGCUUGAUGCAUCCCUUGUCAGUCUCCUGGUAACUUGCAGUUUGUGGUGAGAGGAGCUAAAAACACUUUUCAAAAAGCACAAGCUGAAACAAAAUCAAUCUUUUAGAUAGCAGAGAUUUUUAGCAUUUAAAAUAUUUACAAGAAUUUAUUUUGCAAUAAGCAGUUUGAUCAGAUUUCUUCUGUCACUUAGCUUUUUUUUGUUGUUGGAAAAAUGUUAUGAUUGGGGUUGUGUGGAUUCCAUUACAAAGGAGCAUUUAAUAACUUGCCUCCUUUGGCAAUGGAAAGUAACUUGCUGCAAUUUUUUUUUUUUUUUUGGUUUGUUAAGACUUUAAACUUGACAUUUAAAAGGACCUUUUCAGUAUGUUUGCUGCAUGGUGCAAAUUCACAUCACUGGGUGCACUGGUGGUUUAGAAUAGAAUGAUCACAGGGAAGAGACUGCAUUUAAUUGUUACUAUUUUCUUUUGCAAACUAUGCAAUCAUGAAAACUACACUAAUAAAAGAAGUUCUUAAGAACUCAGCUGUCAAA